Symbiodinium pilosum is the source of this 2082-nucleotide messenger RNA. NCBI's taxonomy places the organism in Eukaryota, Dinophyceae, Suessiales, Symbiodiniaceae. The record is from the annotation of a GenBank genome assembly.
AUGAAUCCGCGAGAUUUGGUUCAACAAUUGCAGCAUCUUAAGUAUCUACCUCGAACCGAGGAAGUAUUUACCAAGAUUCAGGAAGACCCCUACUUGUCUUGCAAGCUACCAGGACCGAACGAUACUGCAGGGGCCAUUCUUCAACAUGCUAUGACAACAUUUGAACAUCUACGAUCCAGGGAAUCACCGUUAAUCUUCAAGUUUGUGAUCACGCAUGACGCUUCAUUUCGCUGGCAUAACCCGAAGUACGGCUACAAGCGUGGUAUUGACAGAUUUCAGCGCAUGCUGGUCAUCUAUGCUGCCCCGGAUCCUAUUGGCCCAGCUUUUCUUGAAGCUGCCAGCUGCCGAGCUCAGAUCAAGACGGCCCGUGCGGUCGCCAGUGAUGUGGGCGAAGUGGAAGCUCAUUGGGCUGGCUUGAGUGGUUGGGCUGGAGCUAGCUUGACUCAUUCUGAGAGGGAUGCUCAAAAGCAAAUUUCUAAGCAGAAGACACGGCUAGACAUUCCCUUGAGUCAGAUGCCCAUGAGUCAAGCAGGCAAGACGUUGGAUUGGAUCAAGCCCCGCAGCUGGUUUGAGUUCAUCUUUCGGAAAGGCUUGUGGCAUCGCCUGGCAGGCCUUGAUGACUCAAGCCGCGCAGGCGCACCGCAGGUGUGGAGCGCUUUUUGGACGAAGCUGAGAGGACUUUGGCCAGACCACGAGAUCUUUCAGAUCCCUGGUAUAGACUUUUCUCGCACAGUCGCUGUUUUUCUGCACGGUGAUGAGGGACGAUCUUUAAAGCGCCAGGCCUGGAUGGUGACAGCUGGGCAAUCCGUUCUUGGAUUUGGCUUCGCAGUUCCAGAUACACCUGGCAAGACGAGAAAACGCUCGAGAAGUGGUGCUGAUAACGAUGUUGCCCUGCGAGUCAACUACCUUGGCAACACGUUUACAAGUCGCUUCGUGUGCAGUAUGCUGCCUAAGAAGUGCUAUGAGGAGGACCCCACGUUGUAUGACAACGUUUUGCAGGUUUUGACUGAGGAUCUGCUUGAUCUUUUUGAGACAGGACUGGAGGGCCCUGAUGGCACGCAUCGAGUAGCCUGCGUUGGAGUGAAAGGGGAUUGGCCCUAUCUGGUGAAGGCGGGGAAACUGCUCCGCAACUUUAACACUGCUGCCAAGAAGGGUCACAGCAGAGCCAAGGACAAGGGAAUUUGUCACGCUUGCUUAGCAGGUCGCGAAAGCAUGCCGUAUGAGGAGAUUGCCACGCUCACUCCCAGAUGGUGGCAGUCCGUUGGCGCAGAGACACCGUGGGCGCAGGAGCCAGUGCUGCUGAAGUUGCCGUGCCGAGCAUCAAAUCCAGCUACGCUCUUUCAACCUGACAUCUGGCAUACAUUCCAUUUAGGAAUAGGCCGGACGUUCUUAGCGUGCACCAUGGUUUUGGCUUUGCCGCUUUGUAAUGGCAGCAACAAUGAUGAACGUUUCGCUGCCAUGACUGCUUCUUACGUGCGGUUUUGUCGCCAACACAAGCUGCAGACCCACCUGGCGAAGAUCACAGCUGACACGGUUCACUUAAAGGACAAAUUGGGACCCAAUGGGACGUGGCAGAAGGGAGCCCUCACAACGAAUCUCAUGAGGUGGCUUCCCGUUUUCUUGUCGGAGCUUCAGGUGCCACUGGACAGCGAUUUGGGAAAAGCUUCCAGGGCAGCCUCUGCAAUGAAUGAGCUGUUUGGAUUGCUUUUCAGAGCAGAGGCGUUUUUGACCAGGGACGAGGCAAUGCGUGUCGGCGAGCUGGGCAUGGAUUUUAUGAAGGUCUACUAUUACCUCGCCGUCCAGGCCUACAACGACAAGAGGAUGCUAUAUCCGUUAUUGCCGAAAUUGCAUUGGCUGCAUCACUUCUGGUUGGAAGCAAGAGACAAUGCCCAGCGAGAGGGCUACUCGCUGAACCCACUGGCUACAGCCUGCCAACAAGAUGAGGACAUGGUAGGCAAAGCGUCUCGAUUGAGCCGCAGAGUAAAUGCAAGGACCGCUAUCAACCGGACCUUCUUGCGGUAUCUGGCUGCGUGCCACACAGCUUGGACAGAAGCUGACCUGAUCCGCAAAGCUCAGGACUAG